AUGGUCGAGAAGGCUACCGGCGCAUAUUCUCAGGAGUUUAUGGACAAGGCGAUAACUUUCAUGAAGGAUCUAUGUACAGGUGGGGGGCAAGGUACACUCUCCCACUGCGAUCUCGCCCAGGGGCGACUCCAAACACCAUUGAACGUGCGCCGUCUGCCUGCCGAUGAAAUCAUAUAUUAUGCUGUGACCCCUCCUGAUGGACCAGGUGUCUGGGUGACUACAGCAGCGGACGUCUGCCAUAUCAUACGAAUCUACAGAUACGAGUCAUCCCGCGGAGACGCGCAGCCUGACCUAAGGCUGCGCUUGCUGGAUCUAGGCAUUCCUUUCCUUUGUCCCCGUGUUUUGCCACAUCCGCAGAAGACUGUCGAACCGGGGUCUCUUGUACAACAACUGGUGCGAAGUCCAGGCUAUAAAUGGGUUCCUGCGGACUAUGCCAGCUAUGUAUCCCGGAGAGACAGCUUUAUCGUCGGUCACCCUCACGGCCGGGCUGCGCUACUCCUCGGCGGCAUGAUGUGGCGCCUUGCGCUGGAUGCACUCCAUGGCACGGCAGAAGAUGUCGUGUGUGCUGGACCAAGUGAAGCAGCCAUCGAGAACGGAUUUGGCCGUCUGGUCACCCGUGUGGACGGUACCUCAGGAUGGUAUGAAGAGCACAUUGAUCCUUUGGAGGAGGCUUGCAUCAUUGGCACUUAUUUCGUCGAAACUAGUCCUGGACAGUGGGCUGAAAUUUCUUGGUGGCCGAAGUCAACAACGUGGAAAUGCUGCGGCUAUGGCUCUCCCGGCUAUUGGACCAACGGGGCAGAAGAGUGGUACCAAAAUCGGCUUAGGGAAAUCAUGAAGGGGACUGCUCAACCCAUGUCACAGAUGCAGUGGCGCUCCUUUUUGCGCCAUAAUGCUUCUGCUGUGAGGAAGUUCAGUGGUCGGUAUGAGUCGCACUGCAAACUCUCCGUGGAUGCCCGUUGA
This is a messenger RNA of Gloeophyllum trabeum ATCC 11539, 960 nucleotides long. RefSeq lists its product as uncharacterized. Bases 1 to 960 code for a protein of 319 amino acids. Lineage: Eukaryota; Fungi; Basidiomycota; Agaricomycetes; Gloeophyllales; Gloeophyllaceae. The record is from RefSeq and is a predicted model, not a curated record. The transcript has 2 exons.